Messenger RNA from Limulus polyphemus (Atlantic horseshoe crab), 603 nucleotides. RefSeq names its product protein KRTCAP2 homolog. The transcript has 5 exons. Lineage: Eukaryota; Metazoa; Arthropoda; Merostomata; Xiphosura; Limulidae. The record is from RefSeq and is a predicted model, not a curated record. Bases 144 to 551 code for a protein of 135 amino acids.
AUUACAGCACAAGAUGGCAAUGCUGUAUAAGACAGUUGGCGUGAUGCUAUUGGUACGGUUAGGCUAAGCAGUAAUUGUUAAGUUGAAAGGGCACGUAGUUUAUCAAGUAUAUAAAAUAUUCACUGGGCAUAUCCUGAACUACCAUGGCCGUAUCCAGUGGAGUGUCUUGCUUGCUGUCUCUGUGUUUGUUUUUCCUUCUUUUUGCUGGGAUGCAAGUGUACAAGACUCAACUCUCAGCAAGUCAGUGGAUGACUGUAUUUGGAGGAUACCUUGGUUCACUUCUUUUCAUCCUAAUUCUUACUGCCAUUGGAAAUUUAGAAACAAGUCUUUUUGGAAAAAAUUUCCAAACAAAGCUGUUUCCUGAAGUGGCUCUGUGUCUUCUGAUAGCCAUGUUUGCUUCCGGGAUGGUACAUAGGGUUUGCAUCACUACCUGCUUUCUCUUUUCACUUCUGGCUCUUUAUUAUCUGAAUCGGAUUUCCAUAAAAGCUUAUGGACAGCCUGUAUCAAAUAAACCAGCACCCAUUAUCAAUUCCAAGAAAAAGAAACAUUAGUUUCUGUAUGAGUUUUUUUCAUUGGUUGAAUAAACAUUAUUAAAAAGAAAAA